Messenger RNA from Panicum virgatum (switchgrass), 759 nucleotides. RefSeq lists its product as uncharacterized. The record is from RefSeq and is a predicted model, not a curated record. The transcript is spliced from 5 exons. Lineage: Eukaryota; Viridiplantae; Streptophyta; Magnoliopsida; Poales; Poaceae. The coding region runs from base 52 to 393 and encodes 113 amino acids.
CACAAACAAGCGAUCGUUGGAUCGACCAGCACUGCAGCAGCGCAGCGGCGGAUGACGCCUGGAACGGGCUUCGCCGUCCUCCGGCCGCCUCAGCCGCGGCGGCGGCUGCUGGCCUGCGGGUUGACCAUGAGCUCAUAUUCAAUUCAGUUUGGAAUCAGCUCUCCAUUCUUCGCACAGGUGACCGUGAAGCCUACGGUAGUUCUUCCUGGAUGCUAUGAUUGCAGUAGAAGGUUGGACUCCUUGCAAGCAGGGGCACGUGCGAGAAGCAGUGGGCCGGCGGCGGGACAUGUGAGCGUCCCGAGCGAGAUGGGAGACGGCCAUGCAUGGGAGGUAACAGCAUCGGUGUUGGAGGCGAUUUGUUUCGCAGGCACUGACGACGCGCCGGCUUGUUGAUGGGCCCACUUGUGGGACGCCGUUUUUGAAUGAGCUGAAGCACGCCACGCCACCACUCCAUGCGUGUAAAGAAAACGCAAGCACUGUGACAGUCAGGUGGCAAUCUUCCAUUCGUGAGUAGCAGUAAACAGGAGCAGAGGCUCCCCUAGACCUUGAAAUUUUUCAGCGAUAUAGAUUUACAUAUAAAAGACACUUCUGAUUUUGGAGUGUGGAAUGACUGUUUAGUAUAUUGAGAUUGGUGCUUGACUUAGAACUAGAAAAAUGCUGGGCCGUUUGGCGCCCUCUGAGAGGCCCGUCACGGACGUAUAGAUUCAUGUAUAUAAAAUUUUAUUGCGGGCUCGAUCAAAUUUGAUUUGGGUUCUUAAA